GACCGAUCCUCCUGCGCGCUAUCUUUGCAAGAGUCCAGAUCGAAUGCCAGUCUUACGCAUUGUGAACUGUUGGAGGCAGGAGUUCCUCUGCGUGGAUACCUUCAAAAUGCAGGCUCUCUUUGCUUCGACUUCAGGAUCAUUUCACUCAGUGAUGUUGCUGUGAGCGUGAGCCCGCUUGCUGAUUGCGAUUUGCAAGUCAAGGCAACUACUUCUGGGAACACGACGCUUCUUCAUCAACACUUGCCCCUUCGGUUUGUCUCCCAAGUGCUCCGACAAGUCAGAGCUGGACUUCUGAUGCUGGAGGUUGCAACUACGCAAAGUGCUUGUCAGUUUGACAUCCGAGCCCAGAUAGCGGACAGAGCGCCAGAUCAACUUGGACUGAGUCAGGGAGAAUCAACCGCCUUGACGUUGGAUGCCCCAGUUUUCGCUAGCGCGUCCAGCGCUGGCUUUUUCAGCUUUGCAUCCCACAUGGAAGUAGCCCAUGCCACAGAGCGCCAGUACUUGGAGGUCACUGUUGUUGCGCUUGCUGGAGAAGUCUUGGUUGACUGCUCUUAUCUGGUCAUUCCCACUUCGCAUUCCACGCAGCACAAGAGGGACUUUCUCAAGGAGGCCAUGAAGGCAAUGCAGCGGGCGCGUGCUGAUUUGAGCAAAGGCUCUUCGCAAAUCUAUGUUUGCCACGGACUGCGAGAGGCAUGUGGCGAAGCUCGGAAUUGCCAGCUGAUCCUUCGAAUUCAGAGCAGCCACCCAGGGCGUAAGUCAGACUUUGUCGUGACGGCAGUGGACAGGAGGAAAACCGCGCUUCUACUGCCGGGUAUCGCCACAUCGAACUGCUUGGGUCAGGCAUGUCGGGAAGCAAGUACCAGCCACAGGUUUCAGGUGUUCAUGAACAACCCCUCCACACGAGCCACACUUCGAUUGUCCUGCCAAGGACCGAAGAGGCAGCAAGUAUGCUCACAAGUAUUUCUUAGCGCGGAUGCCAGACAGGAAGCUCCUGCAAACCUUGCGGACAGGGCGUACUUGCCUCAGCGAGGAUCAAGAGACGGGGUGAUUGAAAUGGAAGUGAAGGCCGAAGACAAAGCAUCUCUGGGCCGCUGCAAAGUGCCCUGCGUGCUCCAGGUGUUGGUGGAGUUUCGCUCAGGUGAGUUUGCAUUCGCAGACUACCAACUUGAAAUGACCUUCAAGGAUCAAUUCUCCUUAGUGCUUGAUGGUGGCAUGCCGCUGCAAUUUGUAGCGCAGCCUGGAAAGCCAGAAUACUUCCUGUUUGAUGCACGACAAACUGCCCUGUCAACGCUUGAACUUGAUGUUCCUCUUGAUGAACUGGAUCCCGAAGGUAACUUGGUCAACAUGUACAUCCUCGACUGCGCUUCUCAGCACAAGGAUUCGGCAGCUCGACCAUCCAAGGAGCAUUUCAGUCACCGUGGUGCCUUGAACUCGCGAUGGCAGCUCAUGGCUACAGUGGCAAACACAGCUGAGCAGGAGGGCACGGACAAAGGCUUGGCAUGCCCCGGCACCAGCAUUGCGGUCAUCUCCCAUAGAGUCCACCCAGUGUCGCUGGCAAUCCGCGGGUACGGCUGGCACCCAGGAACUCCGUUGCUCUACAGCGAGCCAUUGGAAGGAUUUGUUGACGGUCGAUUUUCCGUUAGUUACGAAGUGCACGCAGAGGAGGAUGCGCAGGAGAGUUCGCCCUUGAUCUGGAGGUCUGCGCUGGGCAUGUCCGCUUGCAGACUUCCGCUUUGCCCGAGGCAAGGCACUGGAUAUGACCUCCAAGAGGGCUUUGCUCGCUUCAAGAUGCCCUUAAAGCCCAACCGCUGGAUCCAGGUCUCCUCCAGAGAUGGCAAUUAUGCGCGCUUCAUGAUUCUGGUGCAGGGAGUGAGCGACUUGGCCUGGCUUGAUGCAGACAAAGGAAGGCAGCUUCGUGUGGAGCAACGCGAGAGAAGCAUGAGCCUAGUUGGACACUUUCUUCUAGUAUGUCCUUAG
Molecule: messenger RNA, 1977 nt
Organism: Effrenium voratum
Lineage: Eukaryota; Dinophyceae; Suessiales; Symbiodiniaceae
Source: the annotation of a GenBank genome assembly